Alternaria rosae is the source of this 1559-nucleotide messenger RNA. RefSeq lists its product as uncharacterized. Gene Ontology annotation, biological process: protein phosphorylation. NCBI's taxonomy places the organism in Eukaryota, Fungi, Ascomycota, Dothideomycetes, Pleosporales, Pleosporaceae. The transcript is spliced from 2 exons. Bases 171 to 1559 code for a protein of 462 amino acids. The record is from RefSeq and is a predicted model, not a curated record. Gene Ontology annotation, molecular function: protein kinase activity; ATP binding.
GAUUAGGUCGGCGAUCCGAAAUAGCGAUGAUGUCGGUGUAGGGGUAGAUUUGAGUCUGUGGGCUAUUAUGAUGGCAGUAUAGAUGUAGUGUGCUGUCGUGCACAUUGUAGGCCAUUUGCAUUCAUACGUUCAGCGAUACGCCUCCCGUCAAUCUCACAUUCUUUAGAGCAAUGGCUCAGACCACUACCACCACCAAAGCCCAUACUUUACAUUUUUCCUAUGACAACGAGGAUAGCUGUGCUUUGACAGCUCUCAUCAACGAUGUCCGCUUCCACGUCAUUGUCGACCCCAAGGUACUUCAGAAGUCCUCUGAGAAGCCUCUGUACUAUGAGUACCUCGACAAAAUCUCUGCGCUUCGCGAAGCCGAAGAGCGCGAGGAAGAGCUAGCCGAAGAGCGAGAAGCAAAAGUGAAGAGCAAGAAGAACAAGAACCAAGACCGACAAGGCUCAGAGGGAAAAGAUAGCGGCAUCGACGUCACAGCCGACUCCGACUCCGAGUACUGCGAAGACUCCGCUUCAGAGGCAGGAGAAGACGCCGAUCAAGAUUCCGCGAGCGCUGGCGUCGAACUGCGAAACUGGAUCCUAGCCUCCUUCUCCGACAUCACAAACACCUACGCGCCACCCAACCGCAAACCCGAAGAAUCCACCUUGUACGAAUGGUACCACGGCCCCACCUACUUUUACACGUUACAAAUCGCCAACGGAGAACUGUCACCAGAACUCUUGGAAACGACUUCCGAUCUAGAAGCCAAGAUCGAAGCCCUCGUCCCCCGCAUGAAAGUCCCCAAAUACAUGCAAGACUACAAGCUCCCCUGGCUCAACGCCAACGACCUAAUUGUCGAGUCCGAGGUUAGCAUGCCACCUCCCGCGCACCCAGGCCAAGUCCUGCACAAAGACACGAACGAGACGUACUUCUUCAAACCGGUUGUAGCCGACCAACCCGACUCUGUGAAGCGCGAGAUACAGAUCCUGCGUAAGAUCGAGAAGUUAAAGCUUGAUAUCAAGUUUCCCCAUUUACGUGGCUUUGUAGCCCAGGGCAAUAGCAAGACAGAGGUCAUGGGCUUGUUGUUGGAGAACAUCGAUGCGCCAACGCCGUUGACCAAGUUGCUUAGGUCGUCAGUAGAUGAGGAGAAGAGGCGUGUUUGGAGUGAGAAAAGCGCAGCUUACGUAUCACUACUCCACGACAACGGCAUCAUAUGGGGUGAUGCGAAAGCAGACAACUUCAUGGUCGACGCGAACGACAAGCUGUGGAUCAUUGAUUUCGGGGGCAGCUACACGGAGGGUUGGGUGGAUCCUGACAUUAGUGAGACGCUCGAGGGAGACGAUAUGGGGCUUGAGAAGAUUCAGGCUGCGCUUGAGGAUCCGGAUAAGAAUACGGCGGAUUUGGGAGAGACGGCCAGUACGUUGUUUGUUACGGAGAAGUCGGCUGGUGAGGAGGUUACGAGGACUGAGAAGAGGAAGAGGGCUGUGGAUGAGGUUGAGAGCGAGGUUUGUGAAGAUGGAACUGAUGUUGCUGGUGGAGAGGAGGACGAGCAUGCAAAGAAGAGGAAGAGCGAAUAG